AUGAGAAGCCCGGCGACGGUAAAAGAGGUCCAGCAACUAACUGGAAGGAUGACUUCCCUCUCUCGGUUCCUCUCCAAGGUAGCGGAUAAAUCGUUGCCUUUGUUCCAGUACUUGAGGAAAAACGACCGUUUUGCGUGGACAAAGGAAUGCGAGAAGGCGUUCGGCGAACUCAAACAGUCUCUCACCUCGCCACCAAUACUCUCCAAACCGCAAGCCGAUCUCCCUUUACUGAUGUAUUUGUCGGCUUCCGAUAGCGCCAUCAGUGCAGUCUUAGUACAAGAAAGAGGUAGUUCUCAAAUGCCUAUUUAUUUUGUUAGCAGGGUGCUGCAAGGUGCGGAGAUUCGUUACCAAAAAAUCGAGAAGUUAGCCCUGGCGAUACUGGUUACGGGACGCAAGUUGAGACAUUACUUCCAGAGCUACGAGGUGGUAGUCAGAACAGAUCACCCGAUUAGGCAAAUACUGCAAAAACCUGACUUGGCAGGAAGGAUGAUGAAGUGGUCGGUGGAGUUGUCGGAGCACUCCAUCAAGUAUGAACCGAGAGGCGCAAUCAAAGCUCAGGCGCUGGCUGACUUCGUAAUGGAAUUAACCUCACCAGUGGGGGAGGUUCGAACUGAAGACACGCAGUGGAUCCUAUCAGUAGAUGGAGCUUCGAACCUUGGAGGAAGUGGAGCAGGGAUUGUUUUGGAAGGACCGGGAGGAAUUUUGUUGGAACAGUCUUUGCGAUUUGAGUUCCGGGCAAGUAAUAACCAGGCCGAGUAUGAAGCAUUGUUGGCCGGUAUGACACUCGCAAAGGAAAUGGGGGCGACAAGCUUAUCAGCACGAAGUGACUCCCAAUUAAUCACGGGACAGGUAGCCGGUACUUUCCAAGCAAAGGACCCUCAACUGGCCAAGUACCUGGAGAAGGUUAAGCACCUUUCGGAAAGCUUCCGAAAAUUCACACUUAAUCAUGUACCAAGAGAGCAAAAUUCUAGGGCCGACCUGCUCUCCAAGCUUGCAAGCACAAAGAAGCCAGGAGCUACUCGGUCAGUCAUCCAAGAAACACUGUCGCAACCGAGUAUAAACGAGGUGCGAGGAAAUGUCCUAUUCAUCCAGGAAGAGCUAAAUUCCUGGAUGGCGCCAUACAUUGAAUAUUUGACUCGGGGGGAGUUACCGAAAGACAAGAGGGAGGCAUCGUUGGUGCAAAGGGAGUCAGCCAGGUUCGUAGUCAUCAAUGAAAGGCUGUAUCGAAGAGGUUUUAGCUCUCCUCUCCUGAGAUGUUUGACUAUGUCACAAGCGCAGAGAGUGAUGGACGAGAUACAUAGUGGAAUGUGCGGUAGCCAUAUUGGUGGCCGAGCUUUGGUCUACAAGGUUGCCCGUGCAGGUUACUUCUGGCCAUCUUUGAGGAACGACUGCGUCAAUUGGGUCCAGAAAUGUGAUGGAUGCCAACGACACGCUACCCUGCACCAUUCCCCAGCUGAGCGACUACAUUCGAUCCUGUCUCCUUGGCCUUUUCACAAAUGGGGAAUUGAUAUUCUCGGUCCAUUUCCGAUCGCUGUGCGGCAACUAAAAUUUUUGAUAGUAGCAGUAGACUACUUUAGCAAGUGGAUCGAGGCGGAGCCGGUUGCAACCAUCUCGGCAGAAAAG
Molecule: messenger RNA, 1623 nt
Organism: Cajanus cajan (pigeon pea)
Lineage: Eukaryota; Viridiplantae; Streptophyta; Magnoliopsida; Fabales; Fabaceae
Source: RefSeq, a predicted model, not a curated record